AUGAACAAUAAGAGUAAAAAACGUCAUAAUGCUAAUUCAGAGCAAUCGGAGAGUAGAGAUUCGAAACAUCCUCGUAUCAAAGUUAGCUUGGAUGAUUCAGUUAUGGACGUAGAUUCUAGUUCUCUUCCAUCCCUAUCUCCGUUUCCAUCCCCCUUACCUUCUUCUUGUCCGUCACCAGUUUCCUUUUCAAUGGAUUAUUCACAGGAAACAGUUUUACAAUACGAAAAUGAAGUUUCAAGCGAAUUAAAUAAAAUGCAUUUAAAUAAUAUCAGAGAAAAAGAUAUGGAGGUUUGUGAAGAUCCACCAGAAUUAAAAAGGGAUUUCGCUUCAGUAGCGAGUAAUGCAUUAAAAGGAACUCAUUGUAUAGCUCAAAGUUUCGAAGAAUUUUGUCCAAUAAUCAAAAUAUUCCUUUCGUUGGGAAAUGAAAUUGUAACAUUGUAUGAAAAGGCUGAACAUAAUAAACAAUUAUGUAGUGCCCUUUUACAAAGGUGUAAUUGUGCAAUAGCUGCAGUAAAAGAUUUAAAUAUUAGAAAAACUGAAAACAUGAAGUUUUUUUCCAGGCAAGAAAAUCUAAGUAUAUUUAAAGAUUUUAUUAAAUGUAUAAAAAAAAUUAGAAACUUUAUUAAGGAUAUUAGUCAAUUAAACAAACUUCAAAGAUUUAUUCAUACGAGUGAAAUCAACGAUAGUUUUAAUAAAAUUACGAAGGAAUUUGACGGAUAUAUGUAUAGUUUAAAUUUUUCUUUUACUAUGCAAUCUAGAGAUGAACUUGCAACAAUUCAACAAGAUGUAAGCCAAAUGAAAGAUAUUUUACUCUAUGUUCAUGGUGUCACCGAUAACCAACAAGGUUUUCUCAGUGGGAUGGAUUUAGUGGCCGGGAGAAACAAAGAAUUCAAAAAACAAAACAGAUUUAACCCAAACACGAAUUCUUCUGAACUUAGAACAACUGUAGAAGCGAACGAACCUUUACUUGAAGGCAGUUGUUAUCUAAGAACAAUUCCAAAUAAAUGUCCUUCAAGAAGGAUUGAAAAACGUACAUGCAUCAAAGAUUGUACUGACGUUUCAUUUAAAGAAUUUUCAAAUAAUACUUCUUCGGAUGAUGUGCAAACUCAGAUUGAAAUCAGAAGACAGGUUAACAUUCUUAAAGAAUUAAAAAAUUCUGAUCAUAUUAUAAGAUUUUUUGGUGUGGCUCAAGAAGAAUCCAAAUAUUAUUUGGUUACUGAAUGGAUGGAAUUUGGAAACUUAUACGAAUAUUAUACUGAACAUAGAGAAAAUAUGAAGUGGGAAACAAAAAUAAGAUUUGCUUUAGAUAUUUGUCGUGGUGUCGCGUAUCUUCAUGAAUGUGAGGUUGAUUAUGAUACUAAAUGUGAAAUUUACAGCGUCGGAGCAUUACUGUGGGAAAUUGCGGAAUUAAAAAAGCCACAUUCUGAUCUUGAUAAAUCAGAAAUACUUGGUAGUAUUAGAAAACGUAUACAAGAAAAGUAUUAUGAACCAUUUUCAGAUGAUGUGCCUGGUGAAUGGAAGCACAUUGUAUCUAGAGCUAUGGAGUAUGAACCAGCAUGGCGUUCUACUAUUUCUAGUAUUUGUCGCGAUCUUUAUAAAUUGGCGGGUAUCCCCCGUCAAUUCACUAGUCCCAAUUCUAUUUUUGAAAAUGAAGUUUCGACGCCCAAUUAUUCUUCAGAGAGUUACAAGGAAAAUAUAUCAACAAAUAAUAAUCAAAGCGCAAGGUUUUCAUCACCCAUCACUUUUACGAUUCUCCCUGUUGAAGAUGCGAUUCGCGAACACAAAUCCAGUAAUGGAAAUAAGCUAGUUGCAUGGAAUAGUUUCAAAUUUCACUCAGUAACCAACGUUGAGGCAAGGUAUUGGGUAGGAUAUUAUUAUUUUUAUCAUGGCGAAGAUAUUCCGGAAUUACGUCCAAUUACUAAGGAAGAAAGAACCAAAAACGCCGUUGAUAUAUUUAAAGAAACUGCUGAUAAAGGAAAUACUUCCGCUCAAUUAAGAUAUGGAAUGCAUUUAUGGCAAAAGGAAAACAAUUAUGUAGAAGGUUUCAAAUAUUUAGAGAUGUCAGCUAAUUCAAAAGAUGCAACGGCUAUGUUUAUCGUUGGGAAAGCAUAUUGGAACGGUAUCAACGGUAUUGUACAAGAUAAGGUUCUAGGUGCCCAAUAUUUAAAAUGUGCUGCUUUGGAAGCUCAUCCUAAAGCUCAAGAUUUAUGUAAUGAAUAUAGAAUUUCAUAA
Funneliformis geosporum is the source of this 2232-nucleotide messenger RNA. NCBI's taxonomy places the organism in Eukaryota, Fungi, Glomeromycota, Glomeromycetes, Glomerales, Glomeraceae. The record is from the annotation of a GenBank genome assembly.